Betta splendens (Siamese fighting fish) is the source of this 2247-nucleotide messenger RNA. RefSeq names its product DnaJ heat shock protein family (Hsp40) member C21 (gene dnajc21). The transcript has 12 exons. Gene Ontology annotation, cellular component: cytoplasm. Bases 301 to 1929 code for a protein of 542 amino acids. Gene Ontology annotation, molecular function: nucleic acid binding; zinc ion binding. NCBI's taxonomy places the organism in Eukaryota, Metazoa, Chordata, Actinopteri, Anabantiformes, Osphronemidae. The record is from RefSeq and is a predicted model, not a curated record.
AAGAAGAUAUCGCGAGAUUUAGAGGCACCGGUCGUGUCUGUGGAUAUAGUCCAGCCGUAAAGUAACCUCGUAAAAAUGAGCUGCUUUUAUCGAUAAUUAGCAUUGAUAUUUGAUUAUGUACCUGUCAAAUAAUAUAACAUUGCUGCCAUGAUUGAAUAAAUCUGCGUUGUGUAAGCGAAGUAGUAGAGAUGAUCUCAGACGUUAGCAUGCUGGGUUAGCUAAAGGCUAAUGUUAGCAUUCUUGGGAACAACGUGAACAGUUGAUCUUGUGUGUUUAUCCGAGUCGAGUCUUAACGUUUAGAUGAAAAUGAAGUGUCACUAUGAAGUGCUGGGCGUUAAACGAGACGCAGGAGAUGAUGAUUUGAAAAAAGCCUACAGAAAACUUGCGUUGAAAUGGCACCCAGACAAAAAUCUAGACAAUGCUGAGGAGGCAGCUGAGCAGUUCAAAUUGAUUCAGGCAGCUUAUGAUGUUCUGAGUGAUCCCCAGGAGCGAGCUUGGUAUGACAAUCACAGGGAGGCCUUGUUGAAAGGAGGACUGAGUGGAGAUUAUGAGGAUGACAGCAUUGACCUGCUGCAGUACUUCACAGUUACAUGCUACUCAGGUUAUGGAGACAAUGAGAAGGGUUUUUAUACAGUUUACAGGAGCCUCUUUGAGUCAAUUGUUAAGGAGGAGAUGGAACACAGCAGGGGGGAAGAUGAGGAAGAGGAGCAGGAGUUUCCUACUUUUGGAUGUUCUGAAAGCGACUACGAUACGGUCGUGCAUGUGUUCUAUGGCUACUGGCAGAGCUUCUGUACACGUAAAAACUUUGCCUGGAAGGAGGAGUAUGAUACACGACAAGCCUCCAACCGCUGGGAGAAAAGAGCCAUGGAAAAGGAGAAUAAGAAGACUAGAGAGAAAGCACGAAAGGAACGCAACGAGCUGGUGCGACAGCUAGUGGCGUUUGUUCGUAAGCGUGACCGCCGUGUUCAGGCCCACAGGAAGUUGGUGGAGGAGCAGAACGCUGAGAAGCUCAAAAAGGUGGAGGAGCUGAGAAGGCAGCAAAAGCUCAGCCAGGCCAAACUGGCAGAGGAGUAUAAGGAGCAGAGCUGGGCGGCAAUGUCUGAACUUGAAAAAGAGCUGCAGCAGAUAGAGGCUCAAUAUGGGAAGCAGUUUGGAGAUGCAUCAGAAAGUGAGGAAGAAGAGCAGAUUAUGGACACAUCUGAAAAGAACAGUAUGCAGAGAGAAGAUGGAGAUCAACCUGAGGGAGAUGAUAUAACAGCUGACCUUUAUGAAGAUCUCUACUGUCCAGCAUGUGACAAAUCAUUCAAAUCAGAUAAAGCAAUGAAAAACCAUGAGAAGUCCAAAAAGCACCGGGAGAUGGUGGCGUUGCUACGGCAACAGCUACAGGAAGAAGAGGAAUCACUUAGUUCGAACCUGGAGGAAAAGGAGGAAUUAGAAGAGGAAAUUGGACAAGAGGAGGUGGAGGUGGAGGAGGGGGAGGAGGAAGAAGAAGAAAGGCCAAGGCAGAAGCUGUCUAAAAAGCAAAAGAGGAAAAAGAAACAGCAGAAAGUUCCACAAGGUGCUCCAGAGGAGGUGGAGAAACCAACAGUGACCGCCCGUGAGGAGGAUGCUCCUGAGACGGCAGCUGAACCCACAGAGCCUGAGGAGCAAAGUGAUCUCCCUCCCCCAGAAAUCAAGAGCAGCUCUGUGAAGACUAAAGGAAAGAAAGGAGGGAAAGACAAACCGAAAAAUGUCAAGUCGAACACAGGGGGAGAACAAUUUGCUGAGAAGGAAGCAAACCUGCGCUGUGUGACCUGUAACAAUGAGUUCCCCACAAGAAACAAGCUGUUCGACCAUCUAAAGACCAGCGGACACGCCACCGCGCUGUCCUCAAACGCUCCACAAAGCUCUGUGGCCAGGAGCAAAAAAGAAAAGAAGAAGAACAGAUAACACAUCCUCUUCUGGGGUCAUGACUCAGCAGGGACUCUACUCCAAAACUACACUCUGAGAAGCCUCUUUCAAUGGAAGGAGAACUAAAACAGUGGAUUUUAAUGGAUGCCCCAGCAUCUGUUGCCUUAUAAAAGCUCAAGUCUUCCAGAUUGGAAUGAAACUUGCCGAGCUGUAAUUUAGUUAUUUAACAGGACAUAUUGCUGCCUCCAUAUCAAAGAAGCAUUUCCCCUAGUUUGUUUCAGUAUGUCUGUCACUACAUCCUAACAAUAAAGGUGAUGCCACGUGUUGGUAAAUGUCACCUGUCAAAUAACUAUGGGA